Messenger RNA from Fusarium mangiferae, 843 nucleotides. RefSeq lists its product as uncharacterized. The record is from RefSeq and is a predicted model, not a curated record. The transcript has 2 exons. Lineage: Eukaryota; Fungi; Ascomycota; Sordariomycetes; Hypocreales; Nectriaceae. The coding region runs from base 1 to 843 and encodes 280 amino acids.
AUGCCGACUGAAUUCCACCUCUUUCCUGCUCUCCCAACUGAGCUUAGGCAAGAAAUUUGGGACCUGGCCAUUGCUAUUCGCCCAAGGCGCGCAGGGGUUCGUGUCUUUCGAGUAUUCGAUGCUUCCCAAGAACCUUCGAUUCAGCUCGAAGGCGUCCCGGGCUUCCCCCCCUACCGUACCCCUUUGGCUCUGGGUACACCUUUGUCGGACAAAGAUUUCACCAGUGUCACUGGAGAGAGCAUCAGUGAUAUUUCGACACAGGUUCACGAUCCUGAGUUGUGGAAUACUUGCCAAGAAUCGAGGUUUAUGAUGAGGAAAGCCUUUGUAUCACUCAAGGGAUAUAGCUUUGACUCGAUGGGGUACUAUCUAUCUGGAAGUGCUCCCUUCUACGUCACGAUUACAAAACCAGGACAUAGCCUCUUUAUCUUACGACCGGACAGUCUGGAAUUCGACUUGCGGGAUAUUUAUGGGGCAUUUAGUGAAACUGAUUUAGUUUUGGGCAUUGAGUACAAGCCCGAAUGGGGAUCGCAACUUUAUGGGCGAGAUUUGUCAAGCGGCAAGUCUGAUUACAGGUCUAGGCCGGGAUCAAACGGUUCCAGGCCCAGGCCCGAAGAUCUUGGUUGCUACUACGCACGGGAUACGAGGCUUGUCGAGGCGGAUCCGGACGACGAAAGGAAAGAGGAACACUGGGAAUACAUCGACCCAAUUCCAGAUGGAGACUAUCGCAAGUCUUCUUUCUAUUUUGCGAAGCGUAUGGUGGAGGCUUUUGACGAAGUGGGAAUGGAUGACCAUGAAGCACCUCUCAGGCCUUGGAUAGACCUUCUUGGAUGGGAUGACUUUUGA